AUGGCUAAGCUGAGCCUUGAGCCCACCCCUCAGAGACAUUGUCAGCGGCCGCCCUCAUCUUUCGGUUUCUGUUCUCUCCGGGAGGGCAGAGAUGAGGCCGGCGGUUGCGCUGGGGGGGUGGGGCUCCUCUUGUUUGUGUCCCUGCUGGCACACAUCUGCUGUGAGGACGUGUUUGGCAUCUUGGGAGAAAAAUUUACUUUUCCAGUAAAAAUCCACCAAACAAUAGUGGAAAUUCUUUGGACGAAAAACAAGGAUAAAGUGGCUGAAUGGGAAAGGCAAGCCGGAACGACAUAUUUUGCUUCUUUCAAGAACAGAAGCCUGCUUAACAAGGAGAAUGGGUGCUUGACUAUAUUUAGCUUGGAAAGCAAUGAUGCGUUAGACUACAUGGAUUCUGUGAAAAAAAAUUAGGUCUUAACCUUCAUACUUGCUGUGUUAGCUCCUCCUUCAGAACCUGAAAUAAGUUGCGACAUCAGUGGUGAUGACCUUGUGUUAAAAUGUUCAUCAGAUUUCCAGAAGCCUCUGAAUUAUACUUGGAAGUUUGGUAGCAUACCAUACGCUCAUCAGACCCAGGAAGUUUUCAUCCAUAAGGAGAAUGUUGGUGCUUCUGAGAAAGCUGCAUGUUUCAUUAAGUUCUCUCAAGUGGAAAAGAGCACUGAAAUCUCUUUGACUCAAUGCUUUCCAGAUAAAAGAGGUAGAACUAAACUUGUAGCAGGAAGAGCUGCUCAGAAGACCAGUGCAGUGAAUGGCUCAGGAGAAGAUCAGCUACUUUUCUCUGUGGACAGCCAAGAACAGCCUAACUCAGACAGAGCUACACCUUCACAAACUGUUGAUUAUGGGAAUGAAAAGCCUGAAACAGAACCUUCUGCCAUGCAGAACAGCACCCUGACAUCCAAGUGUGCAGCUGACCAUGGUGUAACUGAGGGAGACACCUUGAAGAAGGAGAGCAGCAGCUUGCUGGUCAAGCAUGCAGAUGACCAUGGUUUAAAUGAAGGAGAAGUCACCCAGGAUGCAGAAGGUGGAAAUGGGGAGUGCCUGAGCAACUCUCGCAGCUGCAGUCAAGAAGACCUUAAAUCAUAAGCAAAUAAUUGCUUUGUGGACUGAACAACAAUGGCAGAGAAGCAGUAGAAAUCAAUGGUGAAGGAGGUGCUAUCUUUACUCUUCGAGGUUAUCCAUGAGCACUGAAGUCGACCAUAAACAAGAACUUCGAAGGACAGUUGAGCUGUUUCCAGCGCCUGUUUUUAUUUUCUCAGAAGGGACAGUCAACACUUCGUGUCAUUGCAUUAAGAUAAAUCAUGGACAAUAUCUUUGGUAUUAUUUUGUAUCCAGUUUUAACAAUGUUCUACUAACAGAAAAUGUAAGACCUAAGGCCUUUUUUAUAAUUGAUAUUUAGAGAUUAACAAAGUCAUAUCCAUUUGCAUGAAUGUGGAUAAGUUGAAAACUAAUCAGCUUUCCGUGCAGUUUUGGAUCAGUACCUUUUUACAGUCAGAAGAGAGUUCAUCCUUUAGCAGUUCCAGAUGGAUGGAAGUUUGCGUUUGCUAGUCUCAGUGCUCCAGAGAAAUAUUCUCCAAGAUAGCUAUCUCCCAGAGUUGACAGAAGACUGGCAAACCGAUCAUCUCCUCAUGGUGGUGGACUUUGUGAUAAAGCUACAGUUCAGUUUGUUGUUGCAUUGUAACAAAGCUGUUUCAAUUAGCAGUAGUUUGGGUUUUUUUCCUAGAACUGUUGAUAUUUUUUUCACUUUUAGGGUUUUUUUUUUUAUGUCAUAGCUUCUGCUUCACAUUAUUCUAAGAAAAUGUCAACCUACCUAUUUCUAAAGAAUAAUAAUGUGUUUUUAGGUUGAUUGUGAUGGGAAAGAAAAUUUGAAAACUGAGGUCAUACAUAUACUGAAGCUCAAAAAGAAUCAUAGAGAAAAUAAUACCACGUAUUAAUGUUUUCAGAA
This is a messenger RNA of Tyto alba (common barn owl), 1936 nucleotides long. RefSeq names its product CD58 molecule (gene CD58). Lineage: Eukaryota; Metazoa; Chordata; Aves; Strigiformes; Tytonidae. The record is from RefSeq and is a predicted model, not a curated record.